AUGUUCUCCUCACAUCAAAAUAACGACUUUUGGGAUCGGCCCAUCGUCUUCAGCCCCAAGCGCAUCGUGCGAGUCCUCACUCUCUGCGUGCUUGUCACCCUUUCUUUAUUCACUGUGCUGUGGAUCGCCCCGGGCAGGCGGCCUUCAAGAACCUUAGCGCCUUUGCAGGACAAGGCUGCUGAUUCGACUUCUCACAGCUCGAGCCAGGAUAACAGUCUUAAAGAAUUACAAUAUCCUUCUACCGAGAGUACGAAUCUGAAAGAACCAUCAUAUUCCUCCAGCAAGAGUUCGGACCUAGAGGAAUACCCCCACUCCAGGGAAAGCUCAGACCUGAAGGAAGCGUCUUACCCUGAGGAAAAAUCCGUCUCGAAGGAAAAGACCAAGUCUUCACACAACUUAGCGUCUCUUGCAGACAGCGGGACACAAGCAACAUUCACAAAAACGCCAUAUCCCCCCCUCCCUCCUGGUGAUGACGAAGAAUACAUAUCCAUAUGUAUCGCUGUGAAGAACCAGCACGUGGACCUUCUCGAAUGGUUCCCCCACUAUUACUAUCAUCAUGGCAUUCGACGUUUCUAUGUCAUGGAUGAUGGAAGCCAACCACCAAUUUCUAUACUCCCCGAUUACGGUAUCCCUCGCUCAGCUAUUACCUUUGUCUAUAUACCUCGCACCCCAAUCGAAGAACGGCCCGAGCCGAUGCAUCACCAUAUUUACGGCGACAUGUGCAUCAAAGACUAUGGCAAGCGCCACACAUGGAUGGGUUUUCUAGACGCUGACGAGUUCCUGGAGAUGCGGAACGGCCAAACGCUAAUGCAAUGGCUACAUGAUUGGGAGCACAAUGAUACUGUCGGUGCCGUGGCUGCUCAAUGGCUCACCCACAACUCGGCAGGAUUACUUACCCGUCCUGAAGGCGGUGCCCGCAAGAAUUUUGACAAGUGUGUCGUCAACGAUCCCAAUGGCGAAAACAAGCAUGUUAAGAUGUUUGUCCGUACCGAGCUCUUCCAGCAAGUCAACAAUGUUCAUCACAUUGGAACGAAAGAUGGGUACAUGGAGGUAGGAGAGCAUGGCGACCCUACCGGACCAUGGAGAAAUCCUGUCACCCAUGAGAAAUGGGCUCUUCACCAUUAUGGGAUUAAGUCGCGGCAAGAAUUCAUAGAGAAGCAGGACAGAGGUAAUGCCAACGCGCUUGCCAAGCCGAUACCUCAGUCGUUGUGGGAGGGUGUUGAAGGCAUGGAUGAAGUUGAUUGCAAGGAGCUGACUGAUUAUUAUCCAUGA
Messenger RNA from Letharia columbiana, 1272 nucleotides. RefSeq lists its product as uncharacterized. Lineage: Eukaryota; Fungi; Ascomycota; Lecanoromycetes; Lecanorales; Parmeliaceae. The record is from RefSeq and is a predicted model, not a curated record. Bases 1 to 1272 code for a protein of 423 amino acids. The transcript has a single exon.